AUGGGUCGAUUUCGUUCGGGCUACCGUCAGCCCUCAUCACUUCUGUAUGUGGGAAGCACUGCUGUCGGUGCAGCCAAGCGGCAUUUGAACCGCAUGGCAGUCUACAGAAGACUUCAAAGAACCGAAUUUGUGGAUGCAGAAUUGUCCCUGAGAUAUUGGGCAUCCCAACACAACCUUUUCCAGUUUGUGCUUGUUCCGCUGGAAUUUUGUGACAGCUACCAGCGAGCUUGGACUGUUGAGCACGAACUCAUUGCUCAAUGGCAGGCACCUGUGAAUUAUCCCAGAGCAAUGUCUCUCAUUAAGAAGACCGCUUUCGGUUUCCGAAUUUCGUCCAAACGCAGAGGGUCAUUUUAUUGCACCUUUGGCCUCCGACUUUGGCGCAAACUGCGAAAGCGCAUGUUUGGUCGCAGUCCGAAAUUCUUCAUUCAUGACUCUCGGGCAUUAGCCUGGGGGCUUCUGUUUAAGCUGGCAUCGAGAACCCGAGCAUCCUUUGAAACAGCGAAGCUGCUCCGAUCCAACAAGACGGCUGACGAGGAAGUGUAUGCCCUCAUCAAACUCAGUCGCAAUAUCGAAAACCCUCAUCGCAACAGGGUGCAAGGAAUACUCAAAGGUGUAGCCAAGUUUCGCAAGAAGAUGCACUGGCCACGGACUUCCCGACCUUUGGGAGUCCUGCCAACUGCGUCUCCUUCGUUUUCCAAGGAGUGCGAGAAGUGGUUAAAAGACCUCAUCCUCCGGUAUAAGUAUCUUUUUCCAUCUUUUCAUGUUCCAAAGAACAGCCUACGUGAAGUUCCGCACCAGAGUAUCAAGAAAUUUCUCCACAACUUCCGAUCUUGGGAAGAAACGAUGUGGGAGCACGACUUUGAUUUGGAGUCGGUGCACUGUCCGUGUGAGCAGUUUGCAGGAAAACUUCCUGCUCAUUGCUUCGUGUCUGGCCACGUAGCCACAGGUUUGGAGAACCUGACCAAGCUACUACCAGGCUGUUCGAGCAUCUUAUCGGCCAGUGCCGCGAGCACCUUUUUCCCAGGCCGCAAUCACUGGAUGGCCAAGUCCAGAGCUCUGUUUGAUCAGUGGCUCAAGAGACACAAGCUACCAGCGACGUUGCAUCCAAUUUUUCAAUCCUUUUGUGACCACCAGUGGCAGCAACAUGUUGCAGCCCUGGAACAAUCAGACAGACUAAACUGGGCUUUGGUACAGAAGGUGAAGUCUGCCUUGCGCUCGGAUUUUGUUCUGUACAACGAAGAUCAUCAUCCGAAUCAUGUCGUGUGCUAUUGUCCUCGCUUCUUCCUUCGAGGAGUUAGCACCACAUGGAACGAUCCCUCUGUGUUUCGUACUCUUGAUGGUACCCCUGAAGAAUGGAGACAGCGCAUUUUGAAGCGCGUUCCUCGAGAUCUGUCCAGAAGAUACGCCUGGGCCUUCAAAGAAGCAGCUCCGCUGCCUCAAGGCACUGUGUUCCUGAAACGGAAGAAACAGUUUGCCAAGGGACGGACCAUCAUUUCGUAUUCCAAUUCGUUGUGCAGCAAGCUAUUGGAGCUGACCUCCAUUGCGUUAACCUUAAUGGUCAAGACGCUGUUUGCUGACAGCCCAGGCAUGCAGAGCAUGCCACAGCUCUGGAGGUCUCUUCAUGCUUAUUGGGCGAAGCCCAACCAAGAGGAAGACGUCGAAUGGAACGACGAUCUCGUGGGAUUUUUCAAUGCAGUUCCCCGAAAAGACAUCAUGCACGCAGUGCAUUUGAUUGUCCAAGAAUACUGCCAAACUUCUGGCUGUUCGAUCCUCUCGAUCGAUAUGUUGUCAAAAACGGGACACCCGGGCAAACCUCGGGGGAGAACGAAAUCAAACUUAAAGAGGUGUUGGGUUUCUGAUGUUCCGCUGAUUGUGGAUCUAUCCUUCGCCACGGGAGUUUUUACAGCUGCUGGAAAGUGCAGGCAGCAAGUGGAGGGGACGUGUAUAGGCAAUCAAAUAUCGCCGAUCCUCUCCGGACUUCCUGUACUCCUGGCCGAACGGCAGUUUUUGCAAUCUUUGCCGACGGCCAUCCAAUCGUCUUUCUUGUUUCUCCGUUACGUCGAUAACAGACUGAUUCUGGGACCUCAGAAAAUUCUACUGUCGUCCCAACUCCGGAGAUUCUGCGAUCCCAACUUUUAUGAUGGGAUUCAGUUGGAAACUGUGUCAGACCAUCAAUGGUUGGGUUUUACCAUUUGUGCCAAGACUCGCUCAGCAACUUUUAAUCUCCCGGAGCAACCGUGGCAGAUCCGCUCGCCCAACAGCGCUGGAUCGUGGCAGCUGGCAGCCUCGGGAUACUUUUCUCGAGCAUCUUUGAUUCGCCAGUAUUCCUGGAAGCUAGCAGAGCUCGGUCGGUUUCGGUACACCCACCACCUCGAGCUCCGCUUCCAAUUCAACUCACACCGGGUGAGCCGGCCAGGUCUACUCACCCCAGCCGUGAGCGUCAUGAUCGCAGUCGCUCGAGACGACGACGGCGUCGACACCAUCGGCAUGAACGUCAACCUGAGGGACCUCCCGCGGCCCCAGUUCGACCAGUUCUGCCUCCCCCGCAGCCUCCCACUCGACCACCAACAAGAUCUAUUGAGCCGGAUUCUGUCCGUUCCCGGCCUCAUGAAAACAAAGGGCCCAGCAACAGUCCACAGCGACCGCCGGGGCAAUGGGAACAGCUAUUUCAUGCUGCUCAUCGCAGCAGCUAUGAACAACUGCGAGAGCAAAUCACAGCUCGAGCCAAAGGCAGACCGACCUUUUCUGCCUGUGAUUCCUAUUGGCCAACGGGAGGUUGUCACUCUUGCCCGGUCCAUUUUGGCCAGCAAGAUACCAUAUAAGACAAUUUUUCAGCAUGAUGCCAAGGCGUAUGCCAUGCCCCAAGAAGCAUUGCAUGUUUGGGAGUUUCCAGUGGCACAUAUGCCAGGACCUGAAGAGCAGACCAACUGCUAUUAUCUUUGGGGACACGGGACCACGGCCGAAGGCCUGGUCGGCAUCCUCACGUUGGGCAGAGUCAUUCGCUCUAGCGCCGAAGCUGUACAUGUGGCGCCGCACGAUCAUGUGUGCUCCUUUUAUGGCAAAGCCACACAACACGUGCACUAUGAAGAGAGCAAGUUAGACUUCGUGUCAAAACUGCACCACUCCACGAAGAAUUCCGCAGGAGUGGUCGUGGGAGGAUAUCUUGGAUCUGCGCAUCACAAAUCCAAGUCCUCCAGCACUGUACAUGAAGGACAUUUGUGCAAGUUCCACCCGCUUGUACACUCCCCUUCAGGAGAUAAGCGCUGGGCGGUGCGUGAAGCCGCAGGACGCAUUGACAAAAUUUGGAUUUUGUCAAGCACCCAUUCCGUUACGUUGCCGAUGUCCACCCCCAACAAUCCCCGGCCGAUUACUUUUGAAACGGGGGAAGGACAGGAUUGGGGAGUCAGCUGGCCUGGCUUGGAGUACUCUGUACGAAGCACCGAAGCUUUACCGGUCUCCGAUGUACAGAGAGAGGCUUAA
Messenger RNA from Symbiodinium sp. CCMP2592, 3480 nucleotides. Lineage: Eukaryota; Dinophyceae; Suessiales; Symbiodiniaceae. The record is from the annotation of a GenBank genome assembly.